Messenger RNA from Serendipita indica DSM 11827, 4092 nucleotides. The record is from the annotation of a GenBank genome assembly. NCBI's taxonomy places the organism in Eukaryota, Fungi, Basidiomycota, Agaricomycetes, Sebacinales, Serendipitaceae.
AUGUCGGCCACGAAGCCCAAGAAACGACAUAUGACCACGAAUCCACCGACAUCUUCGUCUUCAGGACAAGUAUCAUCAUCCAAGAAGGAUCAAGCGUACGACACGUUCAGCUUUAUCCUCGAUGUAAUCGCAAAUAUAGCCGAGGGAUCAGAUAUGCUCGCCCCUCUAAAGGCGGCUUGUCGAGCAACAAAAUCUGUCCUGGAUGUCGUGCGGGCGAUAGAAAGCAACAAAGAAGAAUGGAAUGACUUAAUGGGACGUCUGACGGGAUAUAUCUCCACAUUCGAAGAACAGACCGCCUCGUUUGAGACAUACAAUCAAACGGACAGAGCCAUCAGCCAGACGCUCUGUCGACACCUCAAUGACUAUCUUGAACUCCUCAGAGAUAUAUGUAGUACCGUGAUCAACGCGAGGGACAAACGCAGCCACAGCAGGCUCAGCUUUCUGAAGGGGUUCAGCAAAAUUAAGAUUGAUGCGGAUGACAUCCGUAAAUUCAAUAGGAAUAUCGAGGACCGACACAGGCAUCUCAUGAGUGCAUUGAGUCUUUUCAUUGCUCACAUCGUUGAACGGAAUGCCAACGCCGCUGUUAUACUCCAGCUUCCAAUGGUCGCAUUAGUCGCAUCCUCCAUCCAUAUUCCCUGCAUGCAAGGAACUCGGCGUGCCGUUCUUGACAAAAUCCGGCGUUGGGCCGAGGAUGAAAUGUCCGAGAGACCAAUAUUCUGGUUAUGUGACAUCGCUGGAUCUGGCAAAUCCUCAGUUGCGAUGUCCACGGCGGCGUCGUGGCGCGACAAGGGAAAACUAGGAGCCCAGUUCUUCUUCUCGAUGUCUAGCACCGAAGCAUCAAACACUGAGAAGCUCUGUUCGACCAUGGCUAAGGAACUCGCCCAUCAUAUGCCCGAACUCGCCCCACACAUCGCCGACGCCGUGAAGCAAAAUCCAGCUAUCAUGCGAAGCCCUCUCGAAGAGCAGUUCCGCACAUUCAUCACCGGCCCACUCGGCCAUUCAGACAAGCGCGUGAUCAUCAUCAUCGACGCCAUGGACGAAUGCAAGUCUGGGCCACAGCGAAGAGAACUCGUAGAGACCCUUACUAAGGGUGUCCAAGAGAGGAAGAACCUCAGGAUAUUCAUGACUAGUCGACCUGAUCCCGUCAUUGAAACCGUCCUGCAGGGAGUGUCGAUUAAAGAAAAGUUGGAAGACCGCCUACAUGAUGUCAAUUACCUGGAUAACACUAACGACAUCGCGGUUUAUGUAGAUCACUCGCUAAAUCGAGUUCUACCGCAGGACAAGAGGCGACGACUGGUCGAAAAAGCCGAUGGUCUAUUCAUCUGGGCGAGCACCGCAUGUCGAAUGCUCACCAGUGAGACCAGCUUGAGUUCGCAUGAGGAUAUAUACGAUCGUCUAAUAUCCAUGGACAAGCCAGGAGCCAUAGACAGUGUUUACAGUCUCGUCUUCGAGCGUAUAGAUCCCGAAUACUAUGGGGUCAUGUGUGCAAUGCUCGCGCUGCUGCUCGCUGCAUUCGAGCCUCUCACUAUCGACGAUCUAGAUGACAUCCUAAAGCAUUCGAAAAUCCCUGGAAGUGCCAAGGCCCUGGUACUGAAUCUGGGCAGCGUACUGAGUGUGGAUCAAGGCACAAACCUCAUCCAAUUUCGUCACCCUACCUUCGUCGAGUACCUUCGGCGCUGCAUCUCAGCACCAGUCGUCGGUAAUCUCUGUCUUGACAUUGUCGAGGCACAUGGUCAAGCUGCAUCGUGGUGCCUCAAACGCCUCAAGUCACCAACUGGAGGACUCAAGUUCAAUAUAUGCGAAAUCGAAUCGUCCUUUUGUCUAAACAGACAGAUCCCCGAUCUGGAGGCCAGAGUGUCAAGGCUGAUUCCAAGAAGGCUGCGAUAUGCGAGCUCCCAUUGGCUGUUCCAUUUGGCGAAAACGGACGACAAGUGGCGAUGGGCGCUGAAGAGUGAAGUUGAGCACAUCCUGAGAAUUCCCUAUGUGCUAUACUGGAUGGAGGUUCUUAGCUUGACUGGAGGAGUGCCACGAGCGAUAGCUGGCCUUCGGACUGCUACACGCCGCAUGGGGAUUGAGGAAACUCGAAGCACUAUAUCAGAGAUCCGACGAUUUUUGAUGACAUUUUCGGUACCGAUCCAAGACAGUGCUCCACACAUCUACAUAUCAGCUAUUCCAUUCACCCCUACAGAAACAAUGCUGCAUAUCGAGGGAUUAAGGCGGUAUGAAAACACGGUGGUUGUUACCCAAGGGCUCGAGAAGACAUAUCCUAGGCUUCCUAGCACUCUUCAAGGUCACCAAAGUGCCGUGACGGCUGUCGGAUUCUCUCCAGAUGGCUCAAGCAUUGUCUCUGGCUCAAAAGACACUACGAUUCGACUAUGGGAUACAGAAACUGGACAACCGCUGGGGGAGCCUUUCCGGGGUCAUCAACAAGGUGUGACUGCCGUCGAGUUCUCGCCAGACGGCUCGCGAAUCGUUUCUGCCUCGCACGACGCGACUAUUUGGCUGUGGAACCCGGACAGUGGUCAGCCACUGGGAGAACCUCUCCCAGGCCAUCAAGGACCGGUCUACGCUGUGGGGUUCUCGCCAGACGGCUCGCAAAUUGUCUCCGGCUCAUUUGACGGGACGAUUCGACUCUGGGAUGCAGACACCGGGCAGCCCCUGGGAGAGACAUACCGAGCUCAUUCCAUGCCGAUAGAGUCUGUCGGGUUCUUGCCAGACGGCUUACGGAUCGUCUUCAGCGAAUGGGGAGAGACGAUUCGACUGUGGAACGUAGAUACUGGCCAACCACUAGGAGAGCCACUCCAGGGCCAUGAAGGCUGGGUAAAGUCCGUCGAUAUUUCGCCAGACGGGUCACGCAUUGUCUCUGGCUCACGUGACAAGACCAUUCGACGAUGGAACCCGGACACUGGCCAACCACUAGGAGAGCCGCUCCGGGGACAUGAUGAAAGUGUCAAUUCCGUUGCGUUCUCGCCUGAUGGCGCACGAAUCGUCUCUGGCUCGGAUGAUAUGACCGUUCGACUAUGGGAGGCGGACACUGGUCAGCCACUGGGAGAGCCACUCAGAGGUCAUGUCAGACCUGUCAAUGCCGUUGCCUUCUCACCUGAUGGCGGACGCAUUGUCUCUGGCUCGGACGACAAUACGGUGCGACUAUGGGAGGCGGAUACUGGUCAGCCACUGGGAGAGCCACUGGGAGAGUCGGCCCAAGGGUUACAACAGUAUGUAUUAGCCGUCGAUUUCUCGCCAGACGGCUCGCAAAUUGUCUCCGGCUCAUCCGACAAGACGAUCCGACUGUGGGAGGCAGACACCGGUCAACCACUAGGAGCGUUACUUCAAGGCCACGAAGAAUUUGUCUACGCGGUUGGGUUCUCGCCAGACGGCUCACAAAUCGUCUCUGGCUCGGGCGACGAAACCAUUCGACUCUGGGAUGUUCAUACUGGUCAGCAACUGGGAGAGCCGCUCCGAGGUCAUGAAGGAGCUGUCAAUGCCGUCGGGUUCUCGCCGGACGGCUCGCGAAUUAUCUCUGGCUCGGAAGACAAAACUAUUCGACUGUGGAACGCACAUACUGGUCAGCCAGUGGGAGAGCCAAUCCGAGGUCACAGAAAACCUGUCACUUCCAUCAGGUUCUCGCCGGAUGGCUCGCGAAUUGUCUCUGGCUCGGAAGACCACACUCUUCGACUCUGGAACGCACACACUGGUCAAUCACUGGGAAAGCCGCUCCAGGGUCAUGAAGAGUGGGUACAGGCCGUCGAUUUCUCACCGGAUGGCUUACGAAUCGUCUCCGGCUCGGAUGACAAGACUGUUCGACUCUGGGACGUGCACACUGGUCAGCCAUUGAGGGAGCCACUCCAAGGUCAUCAAGAUUCUGUCCACGCCGUGAGGUUCUCGCCAGACGGCUCACGAAUUGUCUCCGGCUCGCUUGACAAGACGAUUCGACUCUGGGACGGGCACACUGGUCAGCCAUUAGGAUUGCCACUUCGAGGUCCUCGAGAAUUCGUCCUAACCGUCGGGUUCUCGCCAGACGGUUCACGAAUCGUCUGCGGCUCAUCCAAUAACCUGGUUCUGUUAUGGGACAUACCUGACAAGUACGACUAG